This is a messenger RNA of Pungitius pungitius (ninespine stickleback), 4075 nucleotides long. It is a transcript of the gene jade2, whose product is annotated as jade family PHD finger 2. Gene Ontology annotation, cellular component: histone acetyltransferase complex. Lineage: Eukaryota; Metazoa; Chordata; Actinopteri; Perciformes; Gasterosteidae. The record is from RefSeq and is a predicted model, not a curated record. Gene Ontology annotation, biological process: regulation of transcription by RNA polymerase II.
GGAGGAGGAGGAGGAGGAGGAGGUGCAGCUCGCGCCUUCACGGAAUUGAAACUACGCCAUAAAUAUGGCGCCAAAAGAGUUUUCAAGCUGAUGACGAGAAGCGCGUCUUCUUCUUCUUGCUUCUGCGGCUGCUGGCGGGGACGCGUGCGUUUUAUUGCAUUUCUCGUGCGGAGAGCCGUGCGCGUUACAGAGGAAUCUUACCGGUUACCGGAGCACCGGGGAGAGUUUACCGGUUUCCGGAUCUUUCCGGACUCAUUUGUUGGAAAUAAAGCAUCUCUUUUAUUUUUUUUAUUCCCCCCCCCUCUCUUCUCCUCACUGCCACCGGAGGAAAACACCGGAGGAUUUUUAAAUAUAUAUUUGGCCACAUUCGGGCCUUUUUUCUUCUUUCUUUUUUUUGUAAAAUGCGACAUGCUUUCCGGUGAGCGGCAUGUUGUGCGCACCUCGCAGGCUCCACCGUGAACAGCAGCAGGACCUCCACCACCUCCUCCACCUCCUCCACCACCUCCACCACCACGCUCUGCUGGCUGCUGCAGCUGUUGUUGUUGUUGUUGUUGUCACUUUUUGAGAGGAACACAAAGCGCAUUCUGGCUGCCACUUUUGGAUAUUUUUGUAAUUCCGGAUUGGGGCUCAGCUGCCGGUUCUGCAGAAGCCGACGCGCUGUCAGCGCGGGGGAGGGAAGGGGGCGGCGGCGGGGGGGGGGGCGGUCCUGUCACCCAACGUGGAAGUCGGGGCGGCUGAGCGGCACUGGCAGGGCAGCGAGUGGGCAAACUGAACUACUGAACCCUGCUCCGUGGAAAGUACAUGUGCCACACGGCCGAUGAGCGCCUGAUCUCCGGGACCCGGGACGCCUCCGCACCGGAAGCCAUCAAGAUGGAGAGCGAAACGAAGAGGAGGAAAUACUCCACAAGCAGCAACGACUCCGACACCACCGACAGUCAGGUGACGUCGUGGUCCAGGUCAUCCAAGAACACGGGCACCUGCAGCACAUGGGUCCACCACCAGCACAAGAAACCCUCUGAGGUGUUCCGCACUGACUUCAUCACGGCCAUGAAGCUCCCGGACUCGGCCCAGCUCGGCCCAGACGACUUCUACGUGCUGUCGGACCCUUGGAGGCAGGAGUGGGAGAAGGGGGUGCAGGUCCCGGCCAGCCUGGAGGCCAUACCGGAGCCCGUGGUCAGGUUGACGGCGUUGUGCGGUCACUCCGACGCCGGACGGGGGGGCGAGAGCGGCGCCUCGCCUCCUCCCGCCCCUCGCCACAUGACCUAUGACCUGGACGACCUGGACGUGGCCUGGCUGGAUCUCGUCAACCUGGAGUUCACGCAGAUGGCGCUGCCGGAGCUGGACGAGCUGACGAUGGAGAGCGUCCUGGUGGAGCUGGAGAGCGCCUGCGAGGUGAAGAUGCUGCAGGCCAUCGAGGCGGAGGAGGGCCUGGGCAUCGAGUACGACGAGGACGUGGUGUGCGACGUGUGCCGCUCGCCUGAAGGGGAGGACGGAAACGAGAUGGUCUUCUGCGACAAGUGCAACGUCUGCGUCCAUCAGGCGUGUUACGGCAUCCUGAAGGUGCCCCAGGGAAACUGGCUGUGUCGGAUCUGUGCCCUCGGCGUCCAGCCUAAAUGUCUGCUGUGCCCCAAGAGGGGGGGGGCCCUCAAGCCCACCCGCAGUGGAACCAAGUGGGUCCACGUGAGCUGUGCCUUAUGGAUCCCAGAGGUGAGCAUAGGCUGUCCUGAGAAGAUGGAGCCCAUCACCAAGGUGUCCCACAUCCCCGCCAGCCGCUGGGCUCUGACCUGCAGCCUCUGCAGAGAGCACACAGGCACCUGCAUACAGUGCUGCAUGCCCUCCUGCAUCGUGGCCUUCCAUGUGACGUGUGCCUUCGACGGCGGCCUGGAGAUGAGGACCAUCCUGGCGGAGAACGACGAGGUGCGCUUCAAGUCCUUCUGCCUGGAGCACAGCUCCGCCCACUUCUCCAGGAGCGGAGCACACGGCCCCACCAGGCCGGACUGGGGGGGGGUCGCCGCCGCCGGCCUCCUCCAACUGGGCGCCGGCGGCGAGCCGGAGCCGAGGCCAGCGCCUCACCCGGCUCUGGUGUCGGCGUCGGAGCGGGCCGAGUGGGAGGCGCUGGAGAGGGAGAAGGUGAGCCAGAGGAAGCAGAAGCUCCAGGAGCUGGAGGACGAGUUUUACCGGCUGGUGGAUCCCCGGGAGGUCGCCGACCACCUGGCGCUGCCCACCCCCCAGGUGGACUUCUUGUAUCAGUUCUGGAAGAUGAAGAGGAAGGCAAACUUCAACCGACCCCUGGUGACCUUAAAGAGGGACGAGGUGGACAACAUGGCCCAGCAGGAGCAGGACGUCCUCUACAGACGCCUCAAGCUCUUCACACACCUCCGACAAGACCUGGAGAGAGUGCGUAACCUCUGCUACAUGGUGACCCGGAGGGAGAAGAUGAAACACACCAUGUGCGACCUGCAGGAGAAGAUCUUCCACCUGCAGAUUAAGCUGCUGGAGGAGGACCUCGCUGGAGAGAAAAGCCAGAAGGGAGAAAGGAGCCAGCAGAGCAGAGUGAAGGAGAAAGGGAAGGAGAGGAGGAAGAGCAGCCCAGAGAAGAAGGACCGCCUGAAGCCGGAGAACGGCUCGCUGCUGAGAGAACUAGGUCUGUCCACGUCCUUCCCGCUGGACGAGUCUUUGUUCGACAGCUGGCUCGCUCAGACGGUUCAGAUCACCGCCGACGACAUGCUGAGCCAGUGGGCGCUGGGGGGUCAGCACCGGGACAAGAGCGGCAGCCUGCUCUCCGACCAGCUCCUGCAGGGCGAGGAGAGCCUGCUCAACCUGAGGCUGGAGAACUCCCUGCAGUCCACCUGGAAGACGCCUCAACUGGGCCGCAAGCCGCGGGGGGGCAGCAAGAGCCGCGGCCCCCGAGGGCCCCCGCAGCCCGCCGCGCCCCUCCCCUCCACCGCCAGCAGCCCCCCCGCCGCCAAGCAGACAGAGAGCGCGGCGGAGGAGACACCCGCUCACGUGGGCCGGAGAGGGGAGAGGCCCCGGGGCCCCCCCAAGGCCUUGCACCACCACUACCUACAUCGCCACCGGGCGCGGAGCAGCGACCCCCACCGGGCCCCCCCGCCGCCGCCGCCCACCUCCAAGAUGGACUCCUGUCACAUCUCGGAGGAGCGCGGCCCGUGGGACAGCGUCUCCGCGGGGGGGGGGUCUGGCUCGCCAGGCGCUGUGCCGCGGCUACGUCUGUCGCGCCUGGGCAGGUCCCGAGGGGGGGGGGCCAGCGGCACGGCCACGGGCCUGGGGGGCGGCCCGGAGUCUGCGGGAAAGGACUCAACCCCCCCGGACGCCGCCGAGGGGUACUUCUCGGACGGCGAGCAGAGCGACCCGGACACGCGCUCUCGCCCCCGCAAACUGCGCCUGCCCCAGUUGCAUUCUGGGAAGGAGGAGCUGCUGAGGAGGAGCGUGCUGGCCUCGUAGAGGAGCGAGGCGCCCUUAGUGAGAAGUCGGUCCUUUGGGGGGGGGUCGAAUGUAGCGGCUCGCCUCAGACGCCGUCUGCCUCCCUUCGUUUUUCUACUCAAGUACUUUAGUGUGACCUUGGCGGCAUUAAUGCUGCUCAGCAGGAGGCGGCGGCGUGUUGAGCCUCUAAAAGCACAACCAGCUGGUCACAGCGUGGUCAUUCAGGGCGGGGCUCCAGAUACGUCUCAAGGUUCUCGCAUUCUUAAGUUGAGCUGCUUGGUCCCACAGACACACGCGUCGAGGAGAUAUCUCAUCAUUCCAAAUUCUUCCUAAAUCAGAGUUACGUUUUUUUUAUCCUGAAUCUUUGGAGAGAAAAAAAAUCUUCGUAGAAACUCUGUGCCUUCUGUCCCCCCCCCCCCCCCCCCGAACAUCUAUCGAUCAACCAAACAAUCAGUAAGCAGAUCAAUCAGUCGUUCCAUUUGUAACAAUCAGACGAAGAGGGAAGCUUGUUGCCGUGGUUACGGCCUCGGGCCCUUUUUUGUCACCUUAACAGUCGUUGAGUGCCUGAAACCAGGAAGUGAAAACAGCGCUCUGCCUCCAAUUAGAGAGAGCAGAGCGCUGCCCCCCCCCCCAU